Schistocerca americana (American grasshopper) is the source of this 2398-nucleotide messenger RNA. Its product is annotated as myogenesis-regulating glycosidase-like. Gene Ontology annotation, molecular function: hydrolase activity, hydrolyzing O-glycosyl compounds. Lineage: Eukaryota; Metazoa; Arthropoda; Insecta; Orthoptera; Acrididae. Gene Ontology annotation, biological process: carbohydrate metabolic process. The record is from RefSeq and is a predicted model, not a curated record. The transcript has 7 exons. The coding region runs from base 218 to 2239 and encodes 673 amino acids.
CUCUUCCAGCGGAACCGUGCAGACGUGCAGUGAGUGCUCUCUCGUAGUACAGCGAAUUAAUUGCAGAUCUUCGAGGUAAAAACCCGUCACGUGCGUGAUUAAUAGCCACAGGAGUGAGUUAACACAAUGAUCUACUAAUAAAUGCCAAUUCUGCGUGCAAAGUUUCGAGCUUGAAGUGUUUUUCUGGUGACUGUCACAGAACUUGCAGCAGUGCUGUAUGUGGAGCCGUUCAAUGGCCUGGCUGACAACGCUGCUGUUGGUGUUGGUGGUGACGUCAGCAGUCGCUGACUUCCAGACUCAACUCGAUGAGGAUAGCAAUCGACUUGUGAUCACCACGAGAAAGGAUGACCAGAAUGUUGAAGUUGGCUACGUUACACUUGGAAACGCUACGGGCUCUCCCAAACUGCGCUCUGACUCUGUGUUUAUCGCAGAUGGCCCCUCAUUAUUUGAGCCAAAAAUCACUCACCGUCGCCCACGUGGAGCAUCGUUUUGCCCCAAAGUAGAAAUGACAUCUGAGGGUGUUGGAAUGCACGUUUGUGUCAACCAUUCGAGGAGUCAUAUCUAUGGAGGACCCGAGCAAUACAACCAGAGCUGGUUCACGGAGCACAACGUGUACAGCAAUUACUCGUACGUCAGCAAACAGCAAGACAAUAUGGGCGUGGCCGAGCGUUACUGGCUGUUCUCCGAUGGCCGUUACUUUUAUGUUCCUCCUCAUGUGACGCUUUUUAUAGAACAAAACACAAAUAAAUCAAAGGAUCAAAUAUGUUUCACUGCGGAUAACAAGCAACCUUACCCGGUCAAUCGGAGAGAAGUUCUUCUGAAGUACACUCUCUGCCACUUUGAUAAUGCGAGAGAAGCACACGAGAAUGCCAUUAAAGAAUACUUCGACAAACCCUUAGACAUUCCAGACGAGCGCAUGACCACGCAUCCCAUAUGGUCUACGUGGGCGCGUUACAAGAAAGAUAUCAACGACGCAAAAGUGAGGCAGUUCGCCAGCGAGAUAGUGGAACACGGCUUCAGCAACAGCCAGAUUGAGAUAGACGACAAGUGGGAGACUUGUUACGGCAGCCUCACGUUCGACUCCAACAAGUUCCCUGAUGUCAGACCGCUCGUAGAAGACCUGCACUCGAUGGGGUUCCGUGUGACGCUGUGGGUGCACCCGUUCAUCAACUCUGACUGUGAACCGUAUUACUCGAGGGCGCUGAAGAGGGGCUGGUUCGUCACCAACACCGAGGGCAGCACCAUCACCAGCUGGUGGAACGGCCGAGGCGGCAUCAUCGAUUUCACCAACCCUACGACUGCAGGCGAGUGGUCGAGUCAGCUGUGGAAACUCAAGACUGAGACGGGAAUCGACUCGUUCAAAUUCGACGCCGGGGAGACCAGUUGGCUACCACAGCCUCCCGUGCUGACAACGGAGAUGAACCCGGUGCAAUACACACUGGACUACUUGAAGACCGCCGCCCAGUUCGGCCCGAUGGUAGAGGCUCGCGUCGGUCAACACAGUCAGCAGUUUCCGAUCUACAUCCGCAUGAUCGACAAGGACAGCAGGUGGGGCUUCGACAACGGCCUGGCUUCGUUGGUGACGACGCUGCUGCAGAUGAACAUAGUGGGCUACCCCUUCGUCCUGCCAGACAUGGUGGGCGGCAACGGCUACGGCAGCGAGGCGCCCACCAAGGAGCUCUUCAUACGCUGGCUGCAGGCCACCGUCUUCAUGCCGGCCAUUCAGUUCUCCUACGUGCCCUGGGACUUCGACGGCGAGACGGUGGGGCUGAGCCGGCAGCUGACAGCGCUGCACGCCCGCCACGCCCCGCGCAUCAUAGACCUGAUGAAGAAGGCUGUGAAGGACGGCAGUCCAGUCAACCCCCCAGUCUGGUGGGUCGACCCUACCGACGAAACGGCCCUCGGCAUAAACUCAGAGUUCCUGCUGGGAGAGGACCUGUUGGUGGCGCCGGUGCUGGAGGAGGGCGCCGUCAGCCGCGACAUCUACCUGCCCAAGGGCAUCUGGAGGGACGAGGUGGACCCAAAACACCCAAUCAUAGACGGCCCUAUCUGGCUCACCAACUACUCGGCUCCACUCAGCGUCCUGCCUUACUUCACCCGACUCUCCGAUUACCCUGAUCUCGACAAUGGAGGCUCCUCACAGCUUCGACUGUUCAUUUCUGCAACAGCUUGUAGUUGGAUCACCAGUACUGUAGUUUUCUACAUUUGUUUGCCUACAUUCCACCACCUAUUUACAUAAUUCUCUUGUCAGUCUCAUUCAUUAAUAUGUUAUCAGCAUCAACUUUUAUCCUUAAACUAAUACUGAGAGUGCUUUAAUCAUUUUUAAUGGUGUGAGUUCUGUUGUGUUAGAUAUUAAGUUUUGAAUUUGGGUAAUUUGACAACUGACUACCUCACUUAA